Truncatella angustata is the source of this 1953-nucleotide messenger RNA. Its product is annotated as heterokaryon incompatibility protein-domain-containing protein. The record is from RefSeq and is a predicted model, not a curated record. The transcript has 2 exons. NCBI's taxonomy places the organism in Eukaryota, Fungi, Ascomycota, Sordariomycetes, Amphisphaeriales, Sporocadaceae. Bases 1 to 1953 code for a protein of 650 amino acids.
AUGGCCCAAAGUCUAGAUGAAGUGUACCAGGGGCUUCAAGCGCGGCAUAUCCGUCUGCUAUUGAUCAAGCCUACGUUGCCCGACGAAAACAUUGAAUGCUCUCUCACCGUAGUCCAUAUUGACCAGGCACCAAGACUUGACGCUUUAUCAUAUGUCUGGGGCCCAGGAACGCCCACAGAGGAAAUAUACUGCAAUGGUACGACCAUGUGUAUCAGAAAGAAUCUGGCCGAUGCACUGCGGAAUCUCCGUUCCUUACCAACAUUUCGAAAUGCCAACGAAGAACAACACUGGGCAUCAAUCGCUGAGGUCUGGGGGAAAGAUCAUGUGCUCCAUUCGAGUGACAACUGCUGGAAAAAUUUUUCUCGCAAUAGACACGAGCAUACGGAUCCUACUUAUCCCCUGGAUUCUUUGGUGUGGAUCGAUGCUAUCUGCAUCAACCAGAAUGAUACAAAUGAAAGGGCGAACCAAGUCAGAUUGAUGACAGAAAUCUACACUUCUGCAAGAAUGGUAAAGUUGUGGUUGGGCAAUGAAGAUUCACGGCCAAUGCCUCACACGGUAGAAACAAAAAGAGACAGUGAGCUGGAUGAUCCUCUAUGGAGUUUCAUGCGAGCAUUAAAGGACUGGGAUGCGCUACGACAGUUUUUCGAUAACCCGUAUUUUCAACGUGUCUGGGUGGUCCAGGAGAUCGUCCUUGCGCACAAAGCCGUCGUUUUCGUGGGCGACUGGGAAAUUGAAUGGUCCGCGGUAGGCAAAUCUGCUGUGUGGUUUCAGAAGCAUGGCUAUCUGUCGCCUCUUUCGAUCUCACAAGGCCCAAAAGAAUGGCAGGGAUCCAUUCCGAUUUCCAAUGCUGCCGAAUUGUGGAAGACUCACGAACAAUACAAGGAGUUGAGCCCUCCCCUCAUAAGGAUCUUACAUGAUCUCCGCCGGCGAAAAGCAACCCAGAAGCUUGACAAGGUAUAUGCUGCAUACGGGCUAGCUCAGGAGACGUGUCGUUUUAGCCAGACUGGCUAUCAUCCUCUGACUCAGAUCUCCUAUGAUAGCGGCGCCAGGACGGUGUAUCGCAAUAUAGCCAGAUUUCUCAUCAUAGGCAACGGCAAUCUCGCAGUGCUCUCCCAUGCUGGGAGUUUUCGAGGACCGGCUCCAGGCUGGCUUUCCUGGAUGCCUGACUGGUCUCGUAGAAAGGCCAACAUCCAACUUAUUGAUGUCGAUGGCGCAGAGCCUCUCUACAACUCCAGCCAGUCCCAGCCUCUCACCAUCGGAUACACUGCAGACCAAGACAUUUUACCUCUGGAAGGAAUCGAGUGCGACAAGAUCACGGCGUACAGCACGAGACUCCUGGACCGCGAUCUAGGAGAAUCAACAGUCAGAGAGGAGCAACAAUUCGCCCUCAGCGCGUGGCGACUGAUUAUUAGCCGACCCCUAGCACACAACCGCUUCGACCAGACCGAGACGGCCAGGAGAAGGCCGCUGGGCAGUUUCGCGGCCGCGCUUUCGGCGGGGCUCGUGGACGACGGGUCCCCGUUCCUCAACGAUAUUGGAUACUCGAGGGACGCUGAGAGGUGGCUCACCUCGUACCUGGAGACGGGAGUGACGCGGAGCACACUGCUGGCAAAGCAUUUUGCCCUACAGGGAUUACCGGCCCUGAAAGGAUUGGCCGAGGACGCAUCGACCGCGCUCGAGCCUCGCCGGUUUCAUCGGAAGAUGGUUCAUAUAUGUAGAGGCCGGCGCGUCUUCGUCACCAAGAAUGGUUUGUUCGGGAUAGGUCCCGAGAACAUGAAAGAGAAUGACAUUGUGGUUGUGUUUUUCGGGGCAAAGGUGCCGUUCGUGCUACGGCCUGUCGGGGAAGAAUACCAGCUGAUUGGGGAAUGCUAUUGCGUUCAGUUGAUUGAAGGCGAGGCUAUCGAGAAAUUGAACAAGGGGAGACUCACGACAAGGUUCUUCGACCUCCGCUGA